This is a messenger RNA of Vicia faba (fava bean), 1113 nucleotides long. The record is from the annotation of a GenBank genome assembly. Lineage: Eukaryota; Viridiplantae; Streptophyta; Magnoliopsida; Fabales; Fabaceae.
AUGUGGGGAUUUGGUGGUAGAUACUAUUGGGGAAGAAAGGUGGAUUUUGAGAAAGCGAAUGGGAUAGUUGUGGUGUUCGCUUGGAUGUCAAGUGAGGAGAAGCAGUUGAUGAGAUAUGUGGAUCUUUAUGCUUCUUUUGGAUGGAAUUCAAUUAUCUGCCACUCUAAAUUUCUCAAUAUGUUCUUCCCUGAUAAAGCCACAAUUCUUGCUGUUGAUAUUUUAAAUGAACUCGUUGAGGUGCUGAAAAUUAGGCCGUGUCCCAUUGUCUUCGCAUCUUUUUCUGGUGGUGCAAAAUCUUGUAUGUUAAAGGUUCUACAGAUAAUUAGUGGGAAGUCUGAAACACAUAAUAUGGAUGAUUACCAGCUUGUUAGAGACUCUAUUUCUGGCUAUAUUUAUGAUUCCAGUCCAGUUGAUUUUACCAGUGAUAUAGGCGUCCGAUUUGAAUCCCACCGUGCAGAGUAUUGGCGAACACUUUACUCCACCACUAGUAUGCAGGUCCCAUAUCUCAUUUUUUGUUCAGAAAAUGAUGAUCUUGCUCCUUUUGAAGUCGUUUCAAAUUUUUUCCAUCGACUAAAAGACCUUGGCGGAGAUGUCAAGAUGGUAAAGUGGAGUUCCUCUCCUCAUGUAGGUCAUUUUCGUUAUCAUUCUGAUGAAUACAAAGCUGCUAUCGACGAGAUCCUUGGCAAGGCAGUCGCAAUUUAUAAUCACAAGAACAGAAGAAUUGAAGACGAGAAUCUGGGCAUAGAGGGAAUAAGAAACGAGAUCGCCGAUCCGUUCUCCGAACUGAGGAAAGCAGCAACAACCUCAACUAGUUUCCAGGGUUUUGUUGUUGCUCCAAGUGAGAAUUUGUCUCCUGGUUCACUGGAGUAUUACGACGGUAAAGAUGUUGGGUCCGUAUCAGAUGAGCGAAAAGGAAGUUUUAUUCAUCUCCCAAGCCGCCCAAGCAUCAAUGCUAAUGGGGUUCUUGGCCAAAUAUUGUUUGACGUAUGUGUCCCCAAGACAGUUGAGGAUUGGGAUGUCAGAUCGAAUUUGAAAAAUGCGGGACUAUUAUCCGGUACUAGGAGACACAUUCCUUUCAAUCCUAUAAAAUGCAUCCGACGGUCAAGGUUGUAA